AUGCUGGGGAGGAGCGCUUCGAAGGAGCGUGGCUGCGACCGGUGCGGAAAGACCUUCGGCCGCCGGGCGCACCUGAAAGCGCACGCGCGCCUGCACACCGGUGAGAGGCCCUACUGCCGCGCGGCGUGCGGGAAGAGCUUCCACAAGUCCGGGAGCCUGAGGUGCCUGAAGAGCUUCCGCCAGAGGGGGCAGCUCAGAGUGCACCGGCUGUACCGCGCCGGUGAGAGGCCCUUCUGCUGCCUGGAGUGCGACAAGAGCUUUGUGGAGCUGGGCAGCCUGAGGCGGCAUCAGCGGGUGCACAGGGAGAAGGUGCCCCGCUGCGGCGGGUGCCACGUCACCUUCAAGCGGCCGGAGCGGCUGGACCGGACUGGCACCGGCGUCUCCACGCGGCCCGGCCGCGACUCCUUCGCCUGCUCCCUCUGCAGAGAGAGCUUCCGCAGCCCCUACAAGCUGAGGGUGCACGUGCUCGCCCCCACACCGGGGAAGAGGCCCUACCUGCUGCUGCCCCGCGUGCCCCAAAGCCUUCCUCACCAAGUCUGA
Anguilla anguilla (European eel) is the source of this 540-nucleotide messenger RNA. RefSeq names its product zinc finger protein 32-like. The record is from RefSeq and is a predicted model, not a curated record. The coding region runs from base 1 to 540 and encodes 179 amino acids. Gene Ontology annotation, biological process: regulation of transcription by RNA polymerase II. The transcript has 3 exons. Gene Ontology annotation, molecular function: RNA polymerase II cis-regulatory region sequence-specific DNA binding; DNA-binding transcription factor activity. Lineage: Eukaryota; Metazoa; Chordata; Actinopteri; Anguilliformes; Anguillidae.